GCGUUCUCAUAACACACUGCUGGACGGGACAUAUUUCUAAACAACUUAAGACCAUACAGCAAUCCAGAAAUUACUUGACAAAGAUGAUAACAGGAAUGUUGGCGCCUGUGGUAGGAAGACGUGUGAUGAUUUCACGGCUUUGUAGUACUAAGUACGGUGAACGUUUGCCUACAGUAUUAGAUCCAUUUUGCAGACUCGCGGGUCCCGUGCCUGUGCCUCGGCGGGCCUUCACUUGGAAUAUGGAGGGAAGCCACGGGCUUCUCAUACGCCGAGGGAGAAAAGAAGACAUCCCUGGGGUAUGGAAACUGACAGAGGAAGCCACGUGGAAUACACAUCAAGACAUGAUUGAGACCUAUUUUAAAAUAAGUGAAAAAGGCUGGAUUAUCGCAGAAAAGGACGGAAAAGCAGUGGGUUGCAUUCUGGCUCAUGACUUUAAUGAUGACCUGACUACAGUGGGCCACUUCAUAGUGUCGUCGAAAAUGCGGAAGCACGGUGUUGGGGCACAAAUUAUAAAAACAUUUUUAGAAGAAUAUGGCGACAGAAAUAUUCAUUUUAAUUCCAUUUCCUAUAUGACAGAUACAUAUGAAAGAUACAUUGGCUCUCCGCUCCUUAAAGGAGACGUGCUAGGAAAAUAUUUCGGCGUCUUCAAAAACUUCCCACUGCCAUCGGAUGCAGAACGCAAAUACCAUAUAUCUGACGUGAGGCAUAUUGACCAGUCGGAUCUCAUUGAUUAUGAUACGUCAUAUCACGUGAUACCAAGACCAGAAAUGCUGAAGUUAUGGCUUGGCCAAACGACGGCAGAAUCACUCGUCUUGUUGGAGAAGGGAAAGAUAGUCGGGUACGGAUCAAUUAGGCCAGCUAGGAACGGUUUCUACCUUGGACCCCUCUAUGCAGAAGAUACGAUCGGAACCAUGGUUCUCUUCAAGGCUCUGGUAGACCUCAUUCCACGAGAUUCCAACGUUGAUUUUUUUCUGCCCCAUGCGAACGAAGCAGGUCGACUGAUUCUGAAGGCCAACAAAAACACUGUAGGCUUGUACGCCACUUUUCACAAAUGUUUUACGAAAAGUUAUAUCCUAUUGCCAAAGUGGAAUAAUGUAUUUGCAGUACUCUUUAACGAGUGCGGAUUGUGCUAAGAUAAUGCUAAAAUUUU
Molecule: messenger RNA, 1150 nt
Organism: Lingula anatina
Lineage: Eukaryota; Metazoa; Brachiopoda; Lingulata; Lingulida; Lingulidae
Molecular function (GO): acyltransferase activity, transferring groups other than amino-acyl groups
Source: RefSeq, a predicted model, not a curated record